Molecule: messenger RNA, 1303 nt
Organism: Cokeromyces recurvatus
Lineage: Eukaryota; Fungi; Mucoromycota; Mucoromycetes; Mucorales; Mucoraceae
Exons: 1
Coding region: 473-1285 (270 amino acids)
Biological process (GO): transcription initiation at RNA polymerase II promoter
Cellular component (GO): transcription factor TFIID complex
Molecular function (GO): DNA binding; RNA polymerase II general transcription initiation factor activity
Source: RefSeq, a predicted model, not a curated record
CAGCAGCAACAGCAACAGCAACAACAACAACAACAACAACAACAACAACAACAACAGCAUCAACAGAUGUUACUUCAACAACAACAACAGCAGCAACAGCAGCAGCAACAACAACAACAACAACAACAACAAAAGCAACAGUCACAACCACAGCAGCCAACUCCACCUCCACAACAGCUACAACAGAUUCAAUUUCAAAUAAAUGCAGCUGAGCAAACGCCCAAUAAUAAUAGGGCUCCUGAAAUCGAGGAGACUUCUACGAUAACUCAGGAUUUUAUGAAUACCGAAAUGCUUACAGAAAUUAUAUCCAAAAUAAGUAAGUAUAAUGAAUAUGCAAGUCUAAGUCUACAUAUAAAAAUAAAUAAAUUAAAUAAAUAUUAUAGUUGCAGAUACAAAGUUAAAGCUAGAUCCAGAUGUUGUGACAUUAAUCGCACUCUCUGUUCAAAAACGUGUUCAACGUCUUGUUGAACAUAUGAUUAUUGCAUCUAAACAUCGUACAGAAUCACAAACAUUUACUCAACCACCUGUAGAUGAAACAGGUCAUCAUCCUUUCAAGAUUGUGGAUGUUCAUGAUAUUAAAAAGCAAUUAUUAGCAGUUGAACGUGUUGAACGAGAAGAAGAAAGGAAACGAAAAGAAGCUAUACUGGAGCGUGAAAGAAAAGCACAUAUGGGAGAGGAAGGUGGAGAUACAGGAGAUGAUGAUAGUAGACCCGCAAAGAAAAAGAAAAAGAAAGAGAUGGGGCCUGGAGUAACAGCUCGAUAUAUGAGUGAUGAUGUACGUAAUAAAACUACGAAUGAGACAGCUUUAAUGAUUGCUGGUGGUGUUAUGAAAAGUUGGAUGUUAACUGGCAUGAAUUCCCCCAUUACACCUAUUAAAGAGAAGCCAAUAACACCAUUGCCUUUAUCAAGGCAAAAUAGCAAUUCUCUAAAUACAAGUAUACAUGAUAGUACGACCCCAACAUCUGAUGCAGCUAAUACUACUAUAUCUGGACACAAUAAUGAAGAUCAGCCAAGAGGAAGAGGACGCCCUAGACGAAGAAAAUCUGGUAGUGGACCUGAUAUAAUAACAGGGAAAAAAUCAAAAGCGUUCUUAAGCGGUAGAAUUGGACAUGAUGGAGGAUUAUUUUUACCACCUUCAACCAUUGGUCGUCCACAUUUAGGUGAACAUUCAACAAGAAAAGUUACGAUAAGAGACGCUUUAUAUGUGCUAGAAGAUGAAUAUGAAAAUAACUUAGAUUGUGCUCGUCGUACAUUAUUAAGAGCAUAUACGAAUUACUUGAAAUAAAAUAAAAAAAUAAAAAAA